AGUGGGCGUGUCUUAAACUGACAACUAACUGAAGAACAACAAAAACAAACACAACACCGAGGGGGUUCCGGGGACGUACCCGCUCAGGGCUGGAACCAUGGAGUCGUCGUCUGAUGAAGAGGAGGCGCGCACCUUCGUCCAAGUCCUCAGCGAGAAAUACAACCCAGAGAAUUUCCCCUACGGCCAGGGAGUCAUGGUUCUGUCCAGCCCACCAGGAUCCCCCGUCAAAGAUCGCCUGUUCUUGCCCAGCAGACUGGUUCUGAAUAACUCUGGAAUCACUAAAGCCGGUGACAGGUCAGACAUUGCCGCUUUCUGUGCCCACGUGGUGGAGCUGGACCUGUCCCACAACCAACUUAACGACUGGGUCGAGAUCUGCACCAUCGUGUCCAACGCCCCCCACCUGGACUUCCUCAAUCUGAGCAUGAACCCCCUGAACGGCACAAAGCUGGAGCCCAGCAUGGCUGACGUUUUCUCCAGGGUCCGACAACUGGUCCUCAUUAAAACACACGUCAGCUGGGACACCGUGCACACACUCACACAACAAACAAAAGAGCUGGAGGAGCUGUUCCUGUGCUUGAACGGCUACCACACCGUGUCGGACUCCCAGGCAUCCUGUCCGUCACUGCGCCUACUGCAGAUCACAGAGAACCAGCUGCGGGAGUGGGCAGAAGUCAGGAAGUUUGGGAGGUUGUACCCGAGUCUGAGCACACUGGUGCUGGCCAACAACAGCCUGGAUUCUGUGUGCGACACUCAGGAGACGCUGCAGCGCCUCUUCCCCAACCUGCGCAGCAUCAACCUCAACAACUCAGGGCUUAGUAAAUGGGAGGACAUUGAAAGGCUGAAUUUCCUCCCCAAGCUGGAGGAAGUCAAAGCGAAAGGGAUUCCUUUAUUGCAGCCUUACACAACCCACGAGAGACGUAGCCUCCUUCUGGCACAGCUGCCAUCUGUGGUGGUGUUGAAUGGGGGCGCAGUGUCUGACGGAGAGAGAGAGGACGCUGAGAGGUUUUUCAUCAGGUACUACCAGGACUGCCCUGAACAGGAUCUUCCUCAGAGGUACCACAUCCUUGUAUCCAAGUAUGGUCACUUGGAACCGCUGGCAGAAGUGGACCUGAGCCCACGCAGCACCAUGGUGGACGUCCGCUGUGGCGAGAGGGUGGAGGCCAUCAGCCUCCGUCUGGAGCAGACGGUGGGCGACCUGAAGAAGCACCUUAAAACCCUGCUGCAGCUGCCCACCAAUGGGAUCCGGCUUUUCUAUAUCCAACGGGAGAUGUGUUCGGUCUUGGGACCUGAGGAGUUGAAGUGCGGCUCCCGGGCCCUCCAUUCCUACAGCAUUCGAGAUGGGGAUGAGAUUCUAGUAGUGCCCAAAGUCAAAAGCCAUUGCAGCUCCUCAGAUCUGUGAAUGUGGAGAGUUCGGACGAAUGGGACAGAAAUUAGAUAAUGAAUACUGACUGGAUACUAAGCUUUGACUUGAGCCUUUUUUAGAUUAAAAAAAGGUGACAUAUUUCAGCCAUGAAUGUAAAGAUGCUUACUGUCUACCAUAUUGAACAAAUUAAUACAACAGUAUAUUUGCACAUAGGAGUUACACAUUCAAAAACAUUUCUGUGCUUUAGUUGCUCGAGCUAAGACUGCAGUUUACAUCUCAUUUAUACAAAAUGUUAUGCAAAUCCCGACAGAGUGCAAACAGUUAGCUGCCAUAAUUACCAAUUGAACGCACAAAUUGCACAUUGAUUUAAAAAACUAAAAACCAUUUUAUAAUUCGAUUUUAUGAGAGCUUCCCCUUGCUUGCCGGACAUGCUGGAGACACUGCUGCACCAUGCAUGGCACUUCUUAGUAUUUAUUUUAGUUGUGAAAAAUGUUGAAAUUAGGUGACAUAAGAACAUAAAUGAGACACAUAAGAUUUUUUUAAAACAGCUGCUGUGCACAAGUUGUGAAGUUUCACUGUUCCUUAGAAGCCGUGGCUGGCUUCUCUGGAGCACAAUCAGCAGCUCUUUGAUGUGUUCCCUCCAUUUUUCUGUUUGCCUUCUGCUAAUCUGUGAUCAGUGUGCUCUGGCAGCAGUGAACAGUGCAAUUUUUUAUGCCUGUGAGUAUAGAGUUUGGGUGAAAAUCAUUCUACACCAAUCUACUCCUUAAAAGCCAACACAAUGACAAACAACCAACCUUAAUCAUGCAGCGAUGAUUACAGCCAAGCUGACUGAAGUCUUCACGUGACCUUUCGAUUUCCGUGUGAUGGUAGGGUUUGUGAACUGAGUUUAAUCUGACUGCUCCAUAUGGUUUGUUACACAGAACCACACAGGACAGAUCAACGAACCAUAUAACGUAGUCAAACUCUUACUGAAGCCAGUAGGGAGAAGAGCGAAAGAUCUCUUCCAUCGAGAAAAGCCUUCAGUGCCGUGCUUUGCUGUUUUUUUUUUUUUCAAUGAAGAAAUACUUUCCACAUCUGAUAUAACUGAUGCUAGCAGCAUCUACGCCACCAUUGUUGUUUAACGAACAGUCUUCUUGCUGCGUCACACCUAGCGGCCAACACCAUAGCUGCCAGUACUUCCUCAAAGGACGAUGACUGGUCUGGUACCACUUUACCCAUAGCAAACGCAUAGAUUGAAGCCUUGCAAGAUGGAUUGUUCAUCUGUAAGCUUGGUCUACAUUUGCAUUGUGUACAAAUAAAUAUUAUGAGGGAAAAAAAGAAUAAUGGUUAACAUGAUAUUAAAAUUUCCAUGAUCAUGAAAUGCUCUAAGAGGCUUUGUUUGAGCUGACCUUUUUUUAAGCAGGGUAGAUUUUCUGAUGAAAUGUGAUGUUGUUUUCCGGGAAUACGAUUGUGUGCAGAAGUGACACAGAUCUUUCCCUGCUUCCUCUUGCAACUCAGAUCACUUUCUUUCUGCAUGACUCUUAAUAGCAGUGAAAUAUCCUGGGAUAACCCCCAAGCUGAAAUCACAAAUACAGUGUAUUGGAGAUAGCGUGGCUGCUGCUCAGUAAGGACGCCCUGGCAGAAAGACGAGACAAGUCUGAAGUGAGUUUGGGUCUUGGACAAAGAAAAGAAGGAGUGUUGAUGCUCAAGUUACUGUUGGUCUUCUGGCUGUCCAGCCCAUGAAUGGACCAGCUCUCUCUCUGCCUGCAGAGGCAGCUGAGAAAUGUUGAGGCCCAGUCUGUAUGGUAACCACACACCAGCCGCUGUGUCACAGACACUUCCGCUGCAUUUAGGUUAGAAUGGGUUCAAGCAACAGGCUCUCGCCCCUCACCCAUUACCCCAAUCUCUCCUUUACAUCCGCCUUACAAACCUGACACUUCUAGUGUCUGCUGUUUCACAGGAUGUGGGGUUGUGAACUUUUCCAUUGACUCACAUUGAUUGUUUUCAAAGGCAAAGAAUAGAUGAUAGAACAACACAUUCCCACCUACUGGCAAGUGACAGCCCAAAACCUGGAGCUUCUCAUAACCUGAACUUUGAGGAACUUUGUGAGGCUUAGAUACCAGGUUUUGUAAAUGUAAAUCAUGCAGGCUUACAGGUGAUGUUACAGUCAAAAUCUGUUCAGUUGCCACUGGAAGCUUUUCUUAAUGAUCCCCAUGCAUGUUUGGUUUCGUGCAACCCAGUAUGUUCAAGCCAACAAUGGAAGAGGAUGGGGACUGAGAUACGAGUCUAUGCACCAAUAGAGAGAGGAAGAAUUUACUUCUGGUUCACUUUUUAAUCUCUAACCACUGACUCACACUCCCUCUGCCUUCUCUCCCCAAAUACUAAUGAUGGCCUGGACAUCGUCAUUUGUCCAACAACCAUUUUUUUAAGUAUCCCCUGGUACAGACACAGUGGUAAAAUGGUAGUUGCUGCUGUUGUGUUUUUUGUAGGCAUUCUUGUUGUGAUGUGAUAAUACAUCUAAUUGUUCAAUAGCGGGCGUCAACCCCUGAAAUUAGCUGGAACUUGGAUUUAGGAUCACCUCCUGACCAGAAGCUUGUACACAAAGCAGAUAGAGAACAGUGGAGAAAAAAGUCUGCGUGUUACAUUUCGAUAAGGUCCCACUGUGGAAAAGGGAUGUUUGGCUGUAUUCAGACCAAAGUGAGCAUUGUGGCAAAAACACCAGUCAGCCUAAAAAUACAGCUGAAACCGGUUGCUAUCCAGGCAGAGUUCAUGGAUCAAACUCUCUAAGUUUUGACUUUGCAACUUUGGUCUGCAUCUGGUUUGCAGUGUAAGCUGCAAAAUCGAGAUACCAAGAAAUCUCUGGUUUGUGCCAAUACACCAAAUAAAUACCACCGCACAACACUGCAGUAAUUGUUGCAAUGCCUGAUUUGGUCCGAAUGCGGCUUCAGAAUUUCUAAUUAACUGACCUGCAAGUCUUUGGACUAUGGGAGGAAACAGGAGCAUUAAGGGAGGACAUGGAGAAAACUUGGAAACUCCAGUCACAAACAAUCCUGUUAACCAGUGGAUCAGAACCCAGGAUUUCAUGCUGAGUGCUGCUUUCAUAGAAAGCUAUGCACACAAAGCAUAUAAAGCAUCACAAACCAGCGUGGUUGCUAAACAUGGGUUCUCUGUUUCAGAUUUUUGUGAUCACCAGAUCCUAAUAUAGAUUUUGGUCACCAAGAAAUUGUAGAUAGUGACUUUUCAAGAAGUUUUUAUGACUUCAUACAAAGAAGCUUUAGAGUUUGCUUCAGUAGUCCAAAGACAGACAGGUUGAAAUAUAUGUUGUUGAUGUUUCCUAGCCUUUUGCUUAAUGCAUGCUGGGGUAUUUUCUAGCCAGCCUGAUCCUGAACAGCUUAAAUGUUUUAACGUAUGUGUGUUGCGCAUAUGCAGUGUAAAAUAGGGCCCAAUAUCAAGUGCAUUUGUUUAUGAAAAAUAUAGCAUUACAAAAAGUCAGAGGUCUUGCACAGGCUAUUUCUUUUGAAUAUUGGAGGGCCGGGGAUGCAGAGGUGUUUAUGUUUGAAAUCAUGUUGGGUUAAGUGAGCUGCCAGGAGAAAUGUUUCUCUUGAAGUUAAGCCUUGUGUUACCGAAAAUGUGCUGAGGUGCCGUCAUCUUGUGGCAGCCUCUUCUGACACAAACCUAUUUUGUGUAGUAGAUAACUGGAGAUCUCUUUUGUGUUGUUGUUUUUCUGGCUCACAUACAUUAUACUAUAUUAUGACUGAGUGCUUACAUGGGAAGUUCUGGGAUGAGUGUGAAGCAUUUUGUUUUGUUUUUGUGUGGAUCGUGGUAAGUUGGUGAUUUUGCAUGUUCAGAUUUUUCUUGAUAUGUCUGACUGUGUAUGAGAUGUGUCAUUUCAGGGAAACAAUGUUGUUUAUGGGCAUUUUUAAUUUUGACACUUUUAAAAUAUCUGUUCUCCUGUCACCCUCACCUUUUUCCUUCAGUAAUACCAAAUACAAAGAUUAUUUACAGAUUUAAAAAUAUAAAAGAUAGUUGCUAAUCUGUGAUACAGUUUGCCUUGUGCUGUUUAGUAUAUGGUGUUUAAUUUAUAUCACGUUUGCUUUCUGUAGGUUCUUAAAUGUAUCUUGAUAUUUUCAAUGGUAAAUUCAUUUUAUUUCUUGAGAUCACAAUGCCAUUUCCUCACCUGUACUGUAUAAUGGCGCUUUCACUUCUCUUAAAGAAAUAAAUUCUAAUUAUUUCUGCUUA
Molecule: messenger RNA, 5581 nt
Organism: Morone saxatilis (striped sea-bass)
Lineage: Eukaryota; Metazoa; Chordata; Actinopteri; Moronidae
Product: tubulin-specific chaperone cofactor E-like protein
Exons: 8
Coding region: 98-1399 (433 amino acids)
Biological process (GO): mRNA splicing, via spliceosome
Molecular function (GO): U2 snRNA binding
Source: RefSeq, a predicted model, not a curated record